AUGUUUUCGACGAUCGUGUUUUUCGCUGAAAGAUUGACACGACGAAACCUAUUUUUCGAAAAAAAAUAUAUUGAUCCACAAAAAGAUUCAACCUUAUUCUCAAAUAAUGUCACAAAAGUCAACGCUGCAAUAAUUGUUCUUGCUAGAAAUCGUGAAUUGGAUAGCUUGUGCGAAACAAUGAAAAAUUUUGAGGAGAGAUGGAACAAAAAGUACAAUUAUCCCUACAUUUUUCUAAAUGACGAAGAGUUUACACCGGAAUUUAAGGCUUUAACAAAAGCCACUACGCGGUCCGAAGUUCAUUAUGGAUUAAUACCGAAAGACAUGUGGGAUUAUCCUCCGUGGAUAGAUCAAACGAAGGCAGCCGAAGUCCGUGAGAAGAUGAUCGAGCAAAAUGUAAUAUACGGUGGUUCUGAGUCUUACCGACACAUGUGCCGGUUCAAUUCCGGUUUUUUCUUUCGUCAUGAGCUCGUACAGAAAUAUGAUUAUUAUUGGCGAAUAGAGCCCGGGGUGUCAUUCAUGUGUGACAUUGAUUACGAUCCGUUUAGGUUCAUCCAAAAAAACAAUAUUACAUAUGGAUUUACCAUUUCGCUAUUGGAGGUUCAGUCGACAAUACCGACGUUAUGGGAAACCGUGGAAAGGUUUAUCGACGAACAUCCUCAGGAUGUGAACGAAAAUAAUUUCUUGGAUUUUUUAAAAAUGAAAUUAAUAGGAGGUUACAACGGCUGUCAUUUUUGGAGUAACUUUGAGAUCGGUGAUCUGAAUUUCUGGAGAAGUAGAAAAUAUAUAAAAUUUUUUGAAUACCUGGAUCAGGCCGGAGGAUUCUACUACGAACGGUGGGGCGAUGCACCGGUUCACUCGAUAGCGCUUGCUCUGUUCUUGGAAAAGUCAAAGGUACACUUUUUCAAUGACAUAGCAUAUCUGCAUCCACCCUUUCAGCAUUGUCCGGCUCAAAAAAUGUUUCACGAAUCUGGAAAAUGCCAAUGCAAUCCUUCUGAUAGUUUUGGCG
Molecule: messenger RNA, 1006 nt
Organism: Acaulospora morrowiae
Lineage: Eukaryota; Fungi; Glomeromycota; Glomeromycetes; Diversisporales; Acaulosporaceae
Source: the annotation of a GenBank genome assembly